GCGGCGGGCGCGGCCGAGCGUGCGGGAACCGCCGUGCUCCGCGCCCGGCUCCGCAGCGCCGGGGCUCUCCCCCCCGCCGGCGAAGGGAAAGGACGGAGGCUGUGGUGCGGGGAGGGGGAAAAGGGGAUAAAAGAACACCACCGAACCCACCACAACCCAAACCAAAACCAAGAAAGGAGGAGGAGGAGGGGAAGGAAGGCAGGAAGGAGGAGAGAGGAGGAAAAGGAAAAAAAAAGAAAGGAAAAAAAGCAGGGAGGCAGAGGCGCCGGCGGAGCGGAGAGGGCGGCCGGCCGGAGCCCCGCACUCAUCAGCCGGAUCAAGACUCCUUGUGUGUGUGUGUGUGAUUGUGGAUUAAAGCCUUUGCGAAGAAGGAGGGAGGACAAAAAAAAACCCCAAACCCCAAAAACCCAGGCAGCCAAGCAAACCAACCCCGCAUCAGGACGAGCUGGGCUUUAAAGAGGGAUACAACACUCUGGAUGCGCUGCUUCUUCUCUUUUGUGACAGAUGCUUAAACCGAUUCCGACCUCCAAAUCUUAGGCGGGCAGAGGCGCGGGCCGGCGCUGCCCCCCGCGGGAGGCGGCGGGACCCGCGGCCCCAGCGCGGAGACUGGCGCAUGCCACAGCCCGCCUCGGCCCCGCCGCCGCCGCCGCCUUCCCCCCGCCGCCCGCCGCCGCCCGCCGCUGCCCGCCGCCGCGUCUCGGCUCCCGGCCCCUUCAUGCGCGGCGGACGACAUGCCCGUUUUGUAGCCGGGGGCCCCUCCUCUCGUCCCGCAUGUUCAGGACCAAACGCUCGGUGCUCGUUCGGCGGCUUUGGCGGAGCCGUGCGCCCGGCGGCGAGGAGGAGGAGGAGGCGGCGGCGGGCGGCGAGCCCGGCGCGGCGGCGGCGGCCGAGGCCCGGGCGCAUGUCUGCGGCGGGGGGCGCGGGUGCUGCCCGGGCAAGGCGGGCCGCGGCGGCCGGGCGGCCGCGGGCGCGGAGGCGGAACUGAAGGCGCUGACCCACGCCGUGCUGAAGCGGCUGAAGGAGCGGCAGCUGGAGGGGCUGCUGCACGCCGUGGAGUCCCGCGGCGGGGCGCGGACCCCCUGCCUGCUGCUGCCCGCCAAGGCGGACUCCCGCCUGGGCCAGCACUGGUACCCGCUCCCGGUGUUGCUCUGCAAGGUGUUCCGCUGGCCCGACCUCCGCCACUGCUCCGAAGUUAAGCGGUUAUGUUGCUGUGAAUCCUACGGCAAGGCUCACUCCGAGCUCGUCUGCUGCAACCCGCACCACCUCAGCCGGCUCUGCGAGCUAGAGUCUCCCCCUCCACCCUACUCCAGAUAUCCAAUGGAUUUUCUCAAACCAACUGCAGAUUGUCCAGACUCUGUGCCUUCCUCCACUGAAACAGGGGGAACUAAUUGUCUAGCCCCUGGGGGGCUUUCAGAUUCCCAAGUUCUUCAGGAGCCGGGGGAUCGGUCACACUGGUGCGUGGUGGCAUACUGGGAAGAGAAGACGCGCGUGGGUCGGCUGUACUCUGUCCAAGAGCCCUCCCUGGAUAUCUUCUAUGAUCUACCUCAGGGGAAUGGUUUCUGCCUCGGACAGCUCAACUCGGACAACAAAAGCCAACUGGUGCAGAAGGUCCGCAGCAAGAUCGGCUACGGCAUCCAGCUCACCAAGGAAGUGGACGGCGUGUGGGUGUACAACCGCAGCAGUUACCCCAUCUUCAUCAAGUCGGCCACACUGGACAACCCCGACUCCAGGACGUUGCUGGUUCACAAAGUGUUCCCGGGAUUUUCCAUCAAGGCUUUUGACUACGAGAAGGCAUACAGCUUGCAGAGACCCAACGACCACGAGUUCAUGCAGCAGCCAUGGACCGGAUUUACUGUUCAGAUCAGCUUUGUGAAAGGCUGGGGCCAGUGCUACACCAGACAGUUCAUCAGCAGUUGCCCGUGCUGGUUGGAGGUUAUUUUUAAUAACCGAUGACUUGAGACAGAGAGGACUCGUGACAUUUAUACUACUUUGCUGCUAUUAUUUCCUUCUGAGUGCUUGCUUUUCAUGCAAACUUUGUGGUUUUGUUUUGUUUUUGUUUGUUCCCUGCCCCUCUCUGUUUUGAGAAAUAGCUUAUGGAAAGUUUUCUUUCCUUGUUUUACUUGUGUUUUUUUUUUGCCUUGGGUAUUUUGAUAAAUAUCUAUUUUUUAAACGUGUGAAUGACCAAUAACUCAGAAGGGAGAGAGGAGCGUACCAGGGGGAUGGAUCACUUACGAUAGCUCUUUCACGCCUCUGAAAGGAUUAUCCGACGUGGUCAAUGGAUUCAGGAGACUUUUCCUGUUCGCUAACAGCUCCUUCUCUCCGACAAAACAACAAGAUACCUGUAUUUUUUAAGCACCACCUCUCCCACCAGCCUUCUGCAGGUGCUGGUGACACCGAGACCCUUUUCCCAGCGGUGCUAACCCCACGUUGCCACCGAAGGAUGGUGCAGAACCUUCCCAACCAGGUCUUUACCCACCGUUUUCACGUCUUGUCACUGUGUUCAUCCUUCCACUGCCUUUUGAUUUGUUUUUGUUCCUACGGUCAUGGAUCGAUGCAAGGGGAGAAGACAAGAGAGAAACCUCAUGCAUGGCCCAUGCUUUAUGAUUCGAGCUGAGACGUGAAGCGGCAGAAUCCCAAACCUGAAAAAACAACCCACAAAACAAAACAAAUGAGAAACAUGGGGAGACAAAAAAAGUGUUCAUGAUAGUUGGUCUGUUGUAACCUGCGUAGAUCAGGUUAUCCCGGUACCAUCCUAUCUGGAGAUGCAGUUGUGCUUUCAUUUCUUCUUGAAUUCAUACACGAGUAUGAUACUUUUACACUGUUCUUAGCUCAAUGAGCAUGUUUAGACCUUAACAUAAGCUAUUUUUCUAAAUAUAAAGGUUUAAAUGAACAAGAGAAGCAUUCUCAUUGGAACUUUAGCAUUGUAGGUCUUUGGAGAUUAAAACACACUCACACACACACACACACACACAAACAAACACACACACACGAAAUAAAGACUCCUUAAAAAAAAAAAACCCUGAGAUUUAUUAAAGAAAAAAAAAUGUAUUUUAUGUUAUAUAUAAAUAUAUUAUUACUUGUAAAUAUAAAGACGUUUUAUAAGCAUCAUUAUUUAUGUAUUGUGCAAUGUGUAUAAACGAGAAAAAGAUAAGAAAGAUGCACUUUGCUUUAAUAUAAAUGCAAAUAACAAAUGCCAAAUUAAAAAAAAAAACAAACAAAAAAAGGAAACAAACAAAAAAAGAAAGACCACGAGAUUGGUGUUUUUUUUUUUCUAUGGGUGUUAUCAUCCAGAUGAAUGUUUUUUCUAAAGGAGUUUAUGUUCCAUUAAAAAAUAAAAACGUACACUUGAUCCCA
Molecule: messenger RNA, 3354 nt
Organism: Colius striatus (speckled mousebird)
Lineage: Eukaryota; Metazoa; Chordata; Aves; Coliiformes; Coliidae
Gene: SMAD7
Product: SMAD family member 7
Exons: 6
Coding region: 772-1953 (393 amino acids)
Biological process (GO): BMP signaling pathway; regulation of transcription by RNA polymerase II; transforming growth factor beta receptor signaling pathway
Cellular component (GO): heteromeric SMAD protein complex
Molecular function (GO): transcription regulator inhibitor activity; I-SMAD binding
Source: RefSeq, a predicted model, not a curated record